This is a messenger RNA of Rhipicephalus sanguineus (brown dog tick), 1205 nucleotides long. Its product is annotated as ATPase family AAA domain-containing protein 3. Gene Ontology annotation, cellular component: mitochondrion. Bases 126 to 1205 code for a protein of 359 amino acids. The record is from RefSeq and is a predicted model, not a curated record. Gene Ontology annotation, biological process: mitochondrion organization. Gene Ontology annotation, molecular function: zinc ion binding. Lineage: Eukaryota; Metazoa; Arthropoda; Arachnida; Ixodida; Ixodidae. The transcript has 7 exons.
CAGUCGUCCGUAGUCGCUGCCCUAGCCGGUCAUCGAAGGCGCUCGCGAGGCGCACGUGUUUUCCGCGGUGAACUUUCGGAGGAGCGGUUCGAGUUUCGCGGCCACAGCUUCGCGGUCGAUCUGAAAUGUCGUGGUUAUUUGGGAUCAAGAGGGAUCAACCUGGUGGUGGGGAAAUGCCGGACCUCUCGAGCCUCGGUGUACCCGUUCAGAGCGGCGGCGCGGCCGCCGGUGGCGGUGGCGACGACGGCAAGAAGUCAUCGAGGAUGGAGGGUUACCACUUUGACUCGAGCGCUCUCGAAAGAGCGGCCAAGGCGGCGCGUGAUUUAGAAGCAUCGCGUCAUGCAAAGGAGGCACUGGAGCUAUCAAAGAUGCAGGAGAAGACGCUGCAACUGGAGCAUCAAACUAAAAUUAAGGAGUUUGAAGCCCACAUUGAAAAUUCCAAGCUUGAUGCCCACAGAGUGCAGCAGGAAGAGCGGAGAAAGACAUUGGCCGAGGAAACGAAACAGCACCAACAGCGGGCUGUAUAUCAAGAUCAGCUUGCAAGGAAGCGCUAUGAUGACCAGCUGCUGCAGCAGCAACGAGCAAAUGAGGAAAACUUGAAACGUCAAGAGGAGUCAGUGGCAAAGCAAGAAGCCUUAAGAAGAGCCACGAUAGAGCACGAGAUGGAGCUGCGGCACAAGAAUGACAUGAAGAAGCUGGAGGCUGAGCUGCGGGCCAAGGCCAAGAUUGACCGCGAGAACCAGGACCUCUACAUUGAACAGAUCAAGGUGAAGGCUGCUGAAAACAGGGCCACUGUCCUCGAGUCAAUCAAGACGGCAGGUGCUGUGUUUGGCGAAGGAUUUAGAGCAUUCAUUACUGACUGGGACAAGGUGUCAGCCACGGCUGCUGGGGUGACAUUGCUGGCUCUUGGUGUGUACUCGGCCAAGCUGGGCACAGGCAUUGCAGCACGAUAUGUCGAAAUGCGCCUAGGUAAGCCGUCACUGGUGCGCGACACCUCUCGGCUCACAGUCAUGGAAGCUAUCAAGCACCCCAUUCGCACGGUCCGACAGCUCACAAGCAAGCCUACCGAUGCUCUCAAAGGCGUUGUGCUUGAUGUAAGUUUGUCCAUGUUUUCCUUGUUUAUUACGCUAAGAUUUUUUGAAUUCAACAAUAUUUUUCGCAUUCAACUACAGUCGUUACACAUUGCUUCGUUAUCGUACUUGUAA